This is a messenger RNA of Brassica napus (rape), 1585 nucleotides long. RefSeq lists its product as uncharacterized. The coding region runs from base 175 to 1470 and encodes 431 amino acids. The record is from RefSeq and is a predicted model, not a curated record. Lineage: Eukaryota; Viridiplantae; Streptophyta; Magnoliopsida; Brassicales; Brassicaceae. The transcript is spliced from 15 exons.
UGGCUAUGUAUUUGAUACAACAUAAUACCAUGAAAUGAACUCAUAUGGUAAACCUAUAAACAAUAGAGGCCUAACAACAUACUGAGAUUCACUGACAAAGUGACAAGUACGGCCUGGUUAAAUUGUAUUCCUGUUCUGUGUUAUUGGGACAACACAAAGGCAGUCUGAAAGAAUAUGGAACAUGGUUUACCGUCUACGACCAAACCAUCACUUGUUAAGAAAAGAAACAACGCUCAAGAUGUGAGUAAAUCCUGGUGGAGAAUAAAGUCCUUCUUGGCUCUCAUAUGUACAGCACUUUUGAUCUUUUGGUAUAAGACCACACAUAUUCAAUUCGAAGAUACAGAUCUAGAAGAAUCAGAUUAUCCCAUUGACAUGGCUAAGGAAUCAGAACCAGUCGAUCAGAAAUUAAAAGGCUUGCCUCGUGGUAUCAUAGAGCCUAGAACGGACCUCGAACUGAAGCCUCUCUGGUCUAGUAGUAGUUUGAGGUCAAAGGGUGUAGAAAUGACUAACCGUAACUUGUUGGCCAUACCCGUAGGAAUUAAGCAAAAGAGUAACGUUGACGCUAUUGUAAAGAAGUUUCUUCCAGCGAAUUUCACGGUUGUUCUGUUCCACUACGAUGGUAAUAUGGAUCAAUGGUUGGAUCUGGAGUGGAGUUCAAAGGCCAUACAUAUAGUUGCACAGGACCAGACUAAAUGGUGGUUUGCGAAACGAUUUCUCCAUCCUGAUGUUGUAUCAAUUUAUGAUUAUAUAUUUAUUUGGGAUGAGGAUCUUGGAGUAGAGAAUUUCUCACCAGAGAGGUAUUUGGAGAUAGUUAAAUCAGAGGGACUGGAGAUAUCUCAACCGGCUUUGGACUCAAACUCUAGUGGAAUCCACCACAAAAUCACAGUCCGUUCUAGUUCAGAGAUAUUUCAUAGGAGAGUUUACAUCAGUAAAGGCAAUAGAAAGUGUUCUAACGCAAGCGUAGAUCCUCCUUGCACAGGAUUUGUUGAAGGAAUGGCUCCGGUGUUUUCAAGAGCUGCUUGGUUUUGCACUUGGAAUCUUAUACAGAAUGAUUUGGUUCAUGGAUGGGGGAUGGAUAUGAAACUAGGAUAUUGUGCACAGGGAGAUAGAACGAAGAAUGUGGGGAUCGUGGAUAGUGAGUAUAUAUUUCAUCAAGGCAUUCAAACUUUAGGUGAAAGUGGACACUCUGAGAAGAAGAGACAUGGCCAUAAUUCGAGAACCUCGAUAAGGAGGCAAUCGACAUGGGAACUUCAAACAUUUGAAGAAAGAUGGAACAAAGCGGUGGAACAAGAUAAGAACUGGAUCAAGAGUAAUAACAGAAGAUUAAGGCACAAGAGAACUCAAGAGACAGCAACACCACACCAGCAUGAACACACAUCUAGCAUAAGAAAGAUGAUUAAUACACAUAGCAAUUGCUUCCAAAGCAUAGAUGUUGACAAUAUUGUAUUUAAAAAAACAAUAAUGACUUAGAUACUGAUCAGAAAAUACAAGUAAAGUAUAAUUCCAAGGUGUUGUAAAAAGGUAAAAAGUAAAAACAAAAUACUGUCCGUGGUGACGCUGUAAAUAAUAACGUGAUUUGAAAUCA